Molecule: messenger RNA, 333 nt
Organism: Myotis davidii
Lineage: Eukaryota; Metazoa; Chordata; Mammalia; Chiroptera; Vespertilionidae
Product: keratin-associated protein 19-8-like
Exons: 2
Coding region: 1-333 (110 amino acids)
Source: RefSeq, a predicted model, not a curated record
AUGAGCUACUACGGCAGCUACUACGGAGGCCGCGGCUACGGCUGGGGCGGCUUCGGCGGCCUGGGCUGUGGCUAUGGCUUUGGCACAAAAGCCUUUAGCUCCUCAGGAUUAUGGAAACACACUCCCCCUGACACCAUGAGCUACUACGGCAGCUACUACGGAGGCCGCGGCUACGGCUGGGGCGGCUUCGGCGGCCUGGGCUGUGGCUAUGGCUCCGGCUGGGGCUGGGGCGGCCUUGGGGGCCUGGGCUGUGGCUAUGGCUACAGAGGCUAUGGCUGUGGCUGCUGGCGCCCGUCCUGCUGCGGGGGAUACGGAUACUCUGGCUUCUACUGA